This is a messenger RNA of Lingula anatina, 2012 nucleotides long. RefSeq lists its product as uncharacterized. Gene Ontology annotation, molecular function: protein binding; serine-type endopeptidase activity. Gene Ontology annotation, cellular component: membrane. Gene Ontology annotation, biological process: proteolysis. Lineage: Eukaryota; Metazoa; Brachiopoda; Lingulata; Lingulida; Lingulidae. The record is from RefSeq and is a predicted model, not a curated record.
GACGCUUUGUUGACCCUUGAGCUGUCAUUCACGGCCCAACACACAGGUAUGUCUCAGUGAACGCUGACCUAGAUUUAAUACCUGACUCACUUAAUCGGAGAACAUUCAACCUCAGCACACCUGUGGAGAGAGAUAGAGAGACACCUGAGUGGAGACAAGUUUAAAGAGAGACUGUUUUUAAAGGAAGAAUAUACAGAGGCAGAUUUGCCAUACAGCAUGCCAUGUCGCGAAAGCAUGACAACACUCAGCCUGUAAGUGGCGGCCAUCCAAACAAGUUAAACACAAUUUCACAACAAGUUGAUUCGCCACGGUCAUAUUCAAACCAUGCAUACGAGGAGGACAAACAUGGUGGCGCCAGCAGUCAUCCAGGUGCGGACCCGGCUCCUCAUGAAUACAGAAAUAUCCCUCAAGAGGGCGCUGUAGGCGCUGCCGGGCAUGAAUAUCGGAAUAUCUCAGCCAAUAGAUCCCCGUCCCAGCAAAACAGGAGCCGUGGAUCUGAGAGAGAAGACCCUCACCGCUCAUAUAGGAAUAUACCAGAACAAAAUGGUUCCCAUGGGAAUUACAACAAUAAAAAUGUCACAGAAAUUCGGCAAUUUGACGGUGCCAAAGAGUCCCCGUAUAGCAGGCAUAGACAAAUACCACAAAAAAGGUCACAAAACUCUCGUAAUAAAAAACCCUCACAGAAGGGAGAUAACAGAGAGGUGGCGGAGUCACAGUAUCUUCCUAUGGACAGAUUUAGUGGAGAGGGGCGGGACCCCCACCCACACGACGAAUACGACCAACUAGCGCCGCCUAGGCAUUCGUCGCCUCCAAAGCAGGCCUCACCAGAGGUCGCUGGUCACGAGUACAGGAACGUUUAUGAUCAUAAAUUCCAACCUUAUGAUGAGAGAUCUGCGGAUAUCACUCGGGGAGAAUCUAAAAAAUCCUACCUGAAUAUGGAAAGGCUAGACGGAACAAGACAAUCGGAUAUAAUAUUGGAGGAUAAUGAAGAACAUUAUAAACACCCAGUUAGGGCCUAUGAUAAUCUUGCCGUUGUGAAACCCACUGUACGUCCAAACAACGUCGACGUCGGUGCCUACGACAAUCCGGCGUAUCGCAACAGCUCCUACGAGAUCGCCCCUGGCGGAAAACCCCACCCAGAGAAUACGAUUCUGCGUACAGAGAAUGCGUACACCGAUGAGCCAGACAUAGGUAUAGGGCGUAUCCGACGGGAGCCGAAAUACGAAAGUAGAAAGUCGUAUAUUGAAGCAGUGGAGUCGUCCAAGGUCGAUGGCGAGGACCAGAAACGCGCCGCCAAGAAAAGGGUCAUUAUCAUUGUGGUUGUUGCGAUUGCGUUUCUCAUUGCUGUUGGGAUUGCGCUAGGACUUUACUUUGGAAUAUGGUACAAACCAGAAGAGACGUUAACAACGCCGAUGCCAACGCCCACUCCCACAAAUGGGCCAGCUGGUCUGGUCCAGUACAGUGUCGAGGCGACGAUAGAGGGAACAUGGAACCCCGAUCUCAGUAAUCCUAACUCCCAAAGAUAUCAAAACUUAUCAGCUGCAUUUAAAGAACAGAUGAGUGUUAUUCUCAAAGAUGGAACAUAUGGUUCUCAAUAUAACUCUAUAGAAAUAUCAGGAUUCCGAAAUGGUAGCAUUAAAGUAGAUUUCAAGGUGAUAUAUCUCGUGUCACCCGAUGCAAAGGAACCCCUUACUCCAAGAGUCGUUGAGAAGGACAUGGAGACCGGUAUAACCAAAGCCAGGGGAGACAAGACCCUCAAGAUUGACAUACAGCCCGACGUACUUAUACAAGUGCCGUGUUUCCUAACGGACCAAAUCGCCUGUCUAAACGGGACUUGCAUCAACAGAGACUUACUCUGCAAUGGAAGACUGGACUGCUCGGACGGCUUUGAUGAGUCGGAACUUGUGUGCCAAAUUGGUAAAAGUGUCACGUGCACCUUUGAGUCGGACAAUGCCUGCGGUUACCAAAAUGCCCCAAACCAGCGUCUGCCAUGGCGCCGGUUCAAAGGCUGA